UCAAAUCCUCCAUCCCCAUCUCUCUCUGUCUUUAAUUGUAAUCCUUCAAGAUCCUCACAUCUUGCCAUUCUUGCUCAAGAUUUCACUAUUUCGCUCUAUUUUGUUUUUUAAAUUUGUUGUCCUGAACAAUCACUAUCAACCCGUCAUUCAAGUCUCGGAGUAAUCCAUGGCCGUGCCUUCAAACAAAUCAUCUUCCUCACAAGCGAUUUUAAGCAGGGCAAAUCUCAACUCAAGAAACUCAGAGAGUAGCAACCCCAUCAGGAGGAGUUUCAGUGGCAACCCAUUUACGAGACCCUCAAUUGUUGCAAACCCGAGAGGCUUCAAUCCGAAUACUCCGGCUAAUAGUCCUUCAGACUUUACGCGAAGAAACUCGAUGGGGAGAGAAGGUGCAGCUUUUUUGCGAGAUCACGAGGACAAAGAAAACCCAAAAGACCAGAAUCCGAAGCUGGGAAGAGUCCGAUCCCCAGCUUCUUUAAAGGGCACGAAGAAUUUCAUGUCUCCGACAAUCUCAGCAGCUUCUAAGAUCGCCUCGUCUCCAAGAAAGAAGAUACUGGCUGAGAGGAACGAACCGGCUCGGACUUCUCUUUCGUUCUCCAACGAAAAAAAACCGUUCCGGUCGGUGACAUUCUCAGAUGUAGUGGAGGAUAUCGAUGCUAAGGCAGAUACUGGAUUGCAAGAGAUCAAGAUUGGAGCUGCGGAUGCCAGAGAGGCACUUCGAUUGCAAGAGAUCAAGAUUGGAGCUGCGGAUGCCAGAGAGGCACUUCUCACAGCCUUUUCAAUUUCAGAAGCUUUGAGAUGCGAGGAAGUCUUUGAUCCUGAGGUACCUUUGAGUUCUGAGAUUGACUCGAAAUCGUCGUCGGAGGGACCUGAUUGUGUUAAUCUUGACCAGACUUUCAAGACUGAAGUCGCGGAUGACAAGGAGGGGGCACCUCUCACAGCUUCUUCAAUUUCAGAAGUUUUGAGAUGCGAGGAAGUCUUUGGUCCUGAGGUACCUCUGAGUUCCGAGAUUGACUCGAAAUCGUUGUCGGAGGGACCUGCUUGUGUUAAUCUUGACCCGACUUUCAAGACUGAAGUCGCGGAUGACAAGGAGGAGGCACCUCUCACAGCUUCUUCAAUUUCAGAAGCUUUGAGAUGCGAGGAAGUCUUUGAUCCUGAGGUACCUUUGAGUUCCGAGAUUGACUCGAAAUCGUUGUCGGAGGAUCCUGAUUGUGUUAAGCUUGACCCAACUUUCAAGAUUAGUCCCACUUCUUCGUGUUCGUGGUCGUGUCCUACGGUAGCGCCUCUGGAUGCGGACCCUUCAUUGCUUCCUUAUGAUCCUAAAGCUAAUUACCUCUCGCCGCGACCUCAGUUUCUACAUUACAAACCGAAUCCGCGAAUUGAGCUUUAUCGCAACAAGGACGGUGAUGGCAGACGACUCGAGGAAAGCUUCAUUUCCGGAAGCUUUUCAGACACUGAAGUUUCGGAAGAAACAGAGUCUGAUGAUUCACGGCAAGGAAACGAGGAUGUUUCUUCGGAGCAGCAAGAAGAGGUCCAUGUUUCUGAAACUAACCCCGGUAGCACUGAUUUGUCAGAGGAUGCUACUGAAGCAAAAGGAGGGUCUAAGCAACGCUUCUUUGCGAGGUCAGUGUGCAUUGGGCUGCUCUUGGUUCUCUUGCUGGCUGGCUUAUCAAUCUCAGUUUCUAAUCCUGAACUCAUCGAGCCCUCUGUGCUUAAAGUGUCUAACUUCUUCAAGAAUUAUGACUCGUAUGAAACUGCUGGAUCAGCAAAAGCAAAAUUUGAUGGCCUAGCUCGAAAUCUUUUCCAGUGGUAUGCUUACUCCAUCUCCUUCGUCUCCGGGCUGACGCCAAAUUUCGGAGGUGUACAUAUUUCGGGUCCCUUGCAUUAUUGUAACUUGACCACUUUGCCAGAGGAUAUUCUCGUUGAUGGGCAUCUUAUGUUUGGGCGUAGUCAUGAAGGAAGAGGAGAAAAGUUCGAACAUAGUAUGCUGGGUUCAAUGAGGGAGACGGAAGUUGAUGUUGAACCACUGGGAGAGGAGGGUUCAGAAGGACUUGAUGACCGGGUAUAUGGAGGAGGAGAAGUAAGCCAAGAGACUGAAGAGAUUUUAGAAGAGCACGGUGCUUCAGAAUUUGAGGAAGUGCUUCGGGCUCUAGAGGAAGAUCAGGUGACUGAACAAGGUAAUUUAGAAGCAGAGAAGACCGAGGAAGAAGUUUUUGCUGCCGGUAACCAUGGCAGUAGGCAGCAAAGUAGUGUAAACUAUGAGGAACAGCCCGUUAUGGUUCCAAUGGCUGACGAAGUUCAAUCUGAAGUUUCGGGAGCUGGGGAACUCAACGGUGAAAGUGAGACAAUUUCCUCCGCCAAAAUGGAUUCGCGCAAAGUAGAUGUAAUUUAUGAAAGCGCAGAAUUUGAUGCGACAAAGGAUGGAUUUUUCAGAGAGAAUAUGCUGGGAAUUGCUUUGCUGGUGGUGGUAUUGACACUUUUCACUUCCACAGUUUUCAUCCACGUGAAGAAAGACAAAAACGCAACCUCAAGUACCGCUAUAAAUGCGGAGCAGCCACUGCCGAUUAAGAAACUGGAUUUCAGUCCAAUGUCGGUUAGCACUGAGCAUAUUUUCCUCCAGCGACCAUCUUCUAGGAACUGGCCUACUGAGGUGGACAUGGAGGGAGAAUCAUGUCCUUCGGAAAUAAGCAGCUUUCAGAGAAGCUCUUCUUACAGUAAGAAAGGACUCAAGGAAUCGAGCGAAGCUCAGAGUCAGAAGAGGAGGAGGGAGCAGAGGAAGAACUACAAGAGAGAGUCACUUGCCUCUUCCUCAGAUUACUCCAUGGGCUCACUUUCUUAUGGGAGUUUUACUACGUACGAGAAAAUUCCGAUCAAGCACCACGGACACGGAGACGAGGAGACUGUAACUCCGGUUAGGCGCUCAAGCAGAAUCAGAAAACACGUCACUUCUCCAUGAUGACACGACUACGAAUCUGUUUUAUUUUCUGCCUUCCCCAUUGCGCAGCUGCGCAAUAGUAAUGUAAAUGAGCAGAUAGUUAGUUGCUAUUUUUUUUUUUUUUUUAAAUUUGAUUGCUUCUAAGUACUGUUGUUGUAGUUAUCUAUCGCUAAUCUCAGAUCCUUCUGACUUUUAAUUCCAUC
This is a messenger RNA of Juglans regia (Persian walnut), 3135 nucleotides long. RefSeq lists its product as uncharacterized. The coding region runs from base 167 to 2953 and encodes 928 amino acids. The record is from RefSeq and is a predicted model, not a curated record. The transcript has 3 exons. Lineage: Eukaryota; Viridiplantae; Streptophyta; Magnoliopsida; Fagales; Juglandaceae.